GGUCGCCUGGGAAUCUGGCGGAGGCGAACGACCCGGCACGUGCCGUAAAUAUACUCGCAUAGCCGCUUCGUGCUUACUUGCUUGUGUAUCUUACCUGCCGACGUAUCGAGAUUUAUUUCUUCGAAAACCAAGCAGUAAGACGCCGUUUUUCACGAAGUCCCAUAGUUUAUUUCGCCCACCGUUACGUUCGAAACGUGGCAUAAAUCGUAGUACCUAUCGGGUCGCUGAAUAUACAUAACUAAAAAUCUAGUUAAUUUUUAAACAGUGCGCGCGCGCCACCUUGUGUCACCUGGCGAUUAGUCCAUUUUUGUUCUUCGGAGGUUUGAGGGUUGGUGCUAUUAGAGGUACACGGAGGUUGUAUCACGCUCACACGUAUAUUGUAAUCAGGCGAUAACAUAAAUCAGUAGAACGGAAAGAAAUCUUGUUGCUUGAAGAAAAAUGCCGCCGAAAUCUGCUAAGAAUUCCAAACGAAGCGGUAAAAGUAAUAAAUGUACAUCAGAACCAUGUGUCCCUUCCAAGACGACUACAGAUGCAAACAGCACGAGUGGUUUAAAUCCAGAAGUGGAGGAUCAAUUUGAACUGGAAUUAUGUUGGUGCAUACAACAGCUAGAAACAAGUUUAGCCAAUGGCAAGUUGCAAGAGAAACAGAUGCAAGAUCUCAACAAACAUGUACGUUCGUUAAAGAGCAAUACCGCACCAUUGAUAAAAAAAAGACAGAUAAUGAGAAACAUGUUGGGAGACUAUAAAGAUAAAAUGGCUAAGGACGAAAUGAAACUCAGUAAAACUGUAUCAAGUGUCAAGUUCACAAAUCCUGCUGCUGUGAAUAAGAAAUCAGUGUUUAUUAAGAAAGCUACUAGAUACAAUGAACAGGAACAUCAAGAACAAACAGAUGAUCUGAGAACACAAGAAACAUUAGUUAGUGCGAAACGAAUUAUUAAUAUUGAUAGGACUCAAACUCCAUUCCGAUUUAAUUUUCAGACAUGUCAAUAAAAUUGUGUUUCUAUUUAUAUAAUUACUGAAUUUUAUAACACAUUAGAAGGUAAACUUAUCUACAAUUAGCAAAUCUAUGAAUUUUUUUUCUCCGUCUUCCUAAUAUAAUUUUCUAUCUUCUCUUAAUUUUCUAUAGAUUAUUAAUCUAAUAUGUUUAAAGCAUAUUAUAAUUAAUAAGAAUUCCUAUAUAGCAUUUUAAAUCAUAUCUUCUUCAAUACAUAGAUUUGUAUUAACACUUUACCGACCGGUAGCGGUUCGAACAUCCUAUGCCCUUUUCACCGGCCACUCAGCCGCAGAUCAUCCGAGACACCGGCUUGCUGCUUGCUACUUGUCAGUCUAACUUAACCAAAUCUAACGGAAAAAACAAAAGUCGAUUAAUCGACGACCGGUCGUUAAGCGCUGUGGAAUAAUCGACGGCCUGUCGAUAAGCGCUGAGAACAAAACGUCGAUUAAUCGACGGCCGAUCGGUAAAGUGUUAAUAUGAAGAUUUGUAUUAGUAAGAUAAUAUUCUCAAUCCAGAGAAUACAUGCAAAAUAGAGACAACAAUCUCCCUAGCAAUUAAUUUCCUAGACUUAAAGAUAUUCAACGGAAUCUACAUGUUUUUACGUUCCAAUGUGUUACAAAAUUCAU
Molecule: messenger RNA, 1620 nt
Organism: Dinoponera quadriceps
Lineage: Eukaryota; Metazoa; Arthropoda; Insecta; Hymenoptera; Formicidae
Product: UPF0488 protein CG14286
Exons: 3
Coding region: 439-990 (183 amino acids)
Source: RefSeq, a predicted model, not a curated record